GCGCCUAUAAAUAGGCCCCCCGGGGGAGGCCCUCGCUAGCCACAGCCAGCCCGUGUGCAGAAGUGACCGACUGAUAGAUCAGGGCUAACUACUUGAUUAGCAGCAGCAGACCGUGCGCGUAAAAGCUGGUUACCGAAGGUUCGAGAGAGACCGUCGGUUGGCCGUAAUGCCGUGGCGUCUAGCUAGACAGACAGAAACCCCCACGCGGUCGAGCUCGGACGGCGGCGGGGAAUCGGUGGACGGGGAGGCCCGGAGCGUGCGGUGCGAGUGCUGCGGCAUGGCGGAGGAGUGCACGCCCACGUACAUCGGGCGCGUGCGGGAGCGGUUCCAGGGGAAGUGGGUGUGCGGGCUGUGCGCCGAGGCCGUCAAGGAGCGGCAGGCGCGGGAGCCGGCGCUCACCGUGGGCGCCGCCGUGGAGGCGCACGCGUCGCUGUGCGAGCACUUCAACACCACCGUGCGGCUCAACCCCAAGCUCUCCCUCGCCAGCUCCAUGCGCGACAUCGCGCGCAAGAGCUGCCAGCACCGGAGCAGCGGUGCCGCCACCGCAACCCCUCCAUCCGCCUGCGGCGGCGACAAGCUGAGCCGCGCCGCCAGCUGCGCGCUGCCGUACGUCUGACACAUGCAUGGACGCGCGGCUCCCGAUCUGAUCGCCAACGAUUUACA
This is a messenger RNA of Phragmites australis (common reed), 663 nucleotides long. RefSeq lists its product as uncharacterized. The coding region runs from base 167 to 616 and encodes 149 amino acids. NCBI's taxonomy places the organism in Eukaryota, Viridiplantae, Streptophyta, Magnoliopsida, Poales, Poaceae. The transcript is spliced from 2 exons. The record is from RefSeq and is a predicted model, not a curated record.